AUGACCGACAUUAAAAGCGUUCUGGCUUCCAUUUCGGCCAGCAUCCGCGAGCCGUCGAAGGAUGACGUCAUAUACUUGGACGAGUGCAGCGUGACCGGUGACAAGGACAUCUUCGAGGACGGCGUAUUCGUGGACCUGGUUUCCUUCGAGAGCUUCGGCCUGAAGUGCCUUCAGCACAACUACAACCGAGCGCAGCAGGGGAGCGGCCAAAGUAGCGAUCAGAGCCCAGGGGUCCCCGCAGGAAGGUUCUACCUGAAUAUCAAGAAAAAAAAAAAACUGCUCGACAAGAUAGAAAAAAGCGAAAUAAAAAAUCUGACCCUGAACGUGGAAGGAGGAUUCAAAGAGAGUAGAGUGUACGAGUACCAGUGCGAGUAUGCCCUGUACGAUUUGGAGGAAAACCUCUACAUCCUUUUAGAUCAAGUGGAAGACGAGCGUGUAAAAAAUAUAUGUAAAAGCAUAAUCAGUCACAAAAACGAGAUAAAGAAGGAGAGCCCAAACAAGUGGGUGAACGAAAUAAAGGAGAGCAAAUACGCAAAGGAUCUUAUACAACUACCAAACAUUACAAUAAAGAAUGAAAAUCUCGAAUGUGCGGUUUGCAAAGCUAAGAAAAACAUAUGGCUGAACUUAUCCGAUGGGUACAUUGGGUGUGGAAGGAAAAUAUUCAAUUAUGGAGGGGGGUGUCUGAACAAUGAAGAAGGUGCAGCGUUGAAGCAUUAUUACGAAAGUGGAAAGAAGUACCCCCUAGUAGUGAAACUAGGAACCAUCACCAAGGAGGGAGAAGCAGAUGUAUUCUCCUACGCAGAUGACGAAAAUGACAGCGUAAUAGAUCCCUAUAUAAAUGUGCAUCUGAAAAACCUCGGAAUUAAUAUAACGAAUUUGAACAAAACAGAAGUUACCACUUUGGAGAAAGAAAUAAAAGAAAAUCAAAACAUAAAUUUUACCUCCAUACUUGAUAAGGAUACACAGCUUGUAUGUAAAGAGGGAAAGGUUGGAUUCCUUAACUUAGGAAAUACGUGCUACAUGAAUUGCGCCUUGCAAGUCUUACUCUCCAUAAAAGAGGUUAGUUACAGAUAUAUAGACAAUCAGGUCGACUUCCUACUAACCCUGGAGAGGGAAAAGAAGACACACCUCGAUAUGUUCAUUCAGUAUGCAAAAUUAUGCUGCAUGAUUUUUAAAGAAGACUAUAUUAAGAAGAAAAAGAAAUAUAUAAAAAAGUUUAAAGAAGAAUGUGUGAAUAGAAAUGUGGAGGUAAACUACGACAGCGAUGUGGAUGAAGAAAAUUGUGUUAGUAUCAAUCCCUCCAUGUUUCGAAGAUGCCUAAAUCAGAAGGGGAACUCCUUCUGCAAUAACAGUCAGCAGGACAUCUUCGAGUUUUUAACCUACUUCCUAAACGAGCUCAUCGAAAAUGAAAAUGUCAUUUUUCAAAGACUCCUAAACGGGGGAAAUUCCGAUAAGAGGAAAAUGAGCCAGAUGGAGAAGAGCCAACAGGGGGGGAAAACUCAACAGGGGGGGGAAACUCAAAAGGGGGACAAAUUUAACAAGAGCAACAAUAACAUGUCCGCAGCGGAGGGGGAGAACAGAGAAGGGGAUAAUCAACAAAAAAGUGAAAAGUCCCUCUUCAACCUCUUCACCUUCGAAAUGGAACAAACCAUUGUCAGUGAUGAGAAUAACAUAAGUAAGAGCUCCUUCCAUAAUAACAUCCUCUCAUUGGACAUCCCACUCGAUAAUGCUGUGUUGAAAAAAUUGGAAGGACAGGACACUUCCCUUACUUCUCCCUCUCAUGUAACGCUACUAGACUGCCUGAAUAAUUUUAUAAAAAAGGACCACAUUGAUGAGUACUACAGUGAGGAGAAAAAAAUGAAAAUCUUCGCUCAGAAGGAUAUCAAAUUUAAGACCUUUCCUCCGUAUCUUUUUAUUCACAUUAAGAGAUUUUAUGCCGAUGAGAACUGGAGCGCAAAGAAGAUAAAUAUUCCCAUUCAGACCGAUGAGUACAUUAACUUAGAGUUUAUGCGAUCGGAGAAGACCCCUACUGCCGCUAUCACCGCUACGAGCAGCGGCAGUGGGUAUGGGGAAGGACAAGGGAAGAACUCCGCGGAUGCUUCCCAUGCACGGAAAAGCAACGAGGAGUACAUCAUGCAACAGCAUAAGGAUCUUUUCAACUCCCUUCUAGAUCUCGGAUUUGAAAAGGAAAAAAUUCUGGAGGCCAUCAGAAAAGUCAAAGUCAAAAAUGUGAACAAUUGCAUCUCAUACAUUUAUGGAGAAGACUCCGUCGAAUUGGAGCUCCAAGAAAUCAGCCAAGGGACGGACGUCAACUCAGAGAAUUUAAAUGCUAUCGUCAGCAUGGGCGUGAACAGGGACGUGGCUAUGGCUUCCCUCCUCAUAAACAAAAACGACUUGCAGAAAUCCAUCGAUUAUAUUUUUUCCAAUCUGGACGUCCUCACGGAGAUGAAGUGCGCUGCUAUUGUCAACAGGAACAAGUGCGAAGACGGCUUGGCCAACUACGAACUAGUCGCUUCCAUCGUGCACAUGGGAAGCAACGCCAACUCGGGCCACUACAUCUGCUACAUAAAGGACGAUGCUCAGUGGUACGUCUACAACGACAACAAGAUUGGCCUGUGCGACACGAACAAGGGCAGGGACACGGCAUACAUCCAUUUGUACAAGAGGAUCUGA
This is a messenger RNA of Plasmodium inui San Antonio 1, 2673 nucleotides long. RefSeq names its product ubiquitin thiolesterase. Gene Ontology annotation, biological process: protein deubiquitination. Gene Ontology annotation, cellular component: nucleus; cytosol. Gene Ontology annotation, molecular function: cysteine-type endopeptidase activity; protein binding; zinc ion binding. The transcript is spliced from 4 exons. Lineage: Eukaryota; Apicomplexa; Aconoidasida; Haemosporida; Plasmodiidae. The coding region runs from base 1 to 2673 and encodes 890 amino acids. The record is from RefSeq and is a predicted model, not a curated record.